This is a messenger RNA of Priceomyces carsonii, 1671 nucleotides long. RefSeq lists its product as uncharacterized. The transcript has a single exon. Gene Ontology annotation, biological process: amino acid transmembrane transport. Gene Ontology annotation, cellular component: membrane. NCBI's taxonomy places the organism in Eukaryota, Fungi, Ascomycota, Pichiomycetes, Serinales, Debaryomycetaceae. Gene Ontology annotation, molecular function: amino acid transmembrane transporter activity. The coding region runs from base 1 to 1671 and encodes 556 amino acids. The record is from RefSeq and is a predicted model, not a curated record.
AUGAAGGAACUUUUCAAGGGAAAACGACUUUUCAGGUCAGAGGUUACUGAAAUGGACAGUUCCUCCUCCCAAUCGCUUACAGAGAAAGAUGCGGAUGACCAAUAUGGCUCAAUACACAGACAAUUGGAGACAAGACAUGUCCAAUUGAUUUCGAUUGGUGGAUCGAUUGGAACAGGGUUGUUUGUAACAAUUGGAACAGGUCUAAUUACAGGUGGCCCAUUAGGACUUUUCCUAGCGUAUUGUUUCUGGACAACUGUUGUUGGUAUAUUGAUUACAGCGGUGGGAGAAUUCGUGUGUUACUUACCUAUUGCCUCACCGUUCGUCGCUAUGGCAGGAAGAUGUGUUGAUGAAGCUUUAGAAUGUUGCGCAGGUUGGAACUUCUUUAUAGCGCAAGCCUUGUCUAUUCCUUUCGAAAUUACUGCGGUGAAUUCAAUGAUACAUUUUUGGAGAGACGAUUAUAGUCCUGCAAUUACACUUUGCAUUGAGAUUUUCAUUUAUGCUUUUCUAAAUGUAUUCGCCGUUUCUUAUUAUGGGGAGUCUGAGUUUUGGUUGUCUAUUGGAAAGUUAGUGCUUUGUAUUGGGUUGAUUUUCUUUACAUUCAUUACAAUGUGCGGAGGUAAUCCACAACAUGAUGCUUUUGGAUUUAGGAACUGGAACGUUUCAGGGGGUCCCUUUGCUGAAUAUAUUACUACAGGUAGCCUAGGAAAGUUUGAGGGAUUUCUUGGAGCAUUACUUGGGCUGGCUUGUUUCACGGUCGUCGGUGUUGAAUAUAUGUCUAUGGUAGCUGCCGAGGCCAAAAAUCCAAGAAAGACUAUGGUGACGGCAUUCAAGACCGUCUCAGUGAGAUUAGUGUUGUUUUUUAUUUUGGGCUCUUUGUCAGUCACUAUCCUCGUUGCCUACAAUGACCCAUAUUUUGUCAAAAUGUCUUCAGCAGCAUCAAAUGCUGCUGCUUCACCUUACGUUAUCGCCAUGCAAAAUAUGGGUAUUAAAGUGCUCCCAAGCAUUGUGAACGCGUUAGUGUUAAGUUCUGCAUUCUCAACUGGAAAUUCAUGUACUUAUUGCUCAUCAAGGGCCCUUUAUGGAUUAGCUAAAAGAGGGUUUGCUCCCAAAUUCUUAAGAAAGUGUACGGAAAGGGGUGUGCCAAUUUACUGUGUGGCAAUAGCGUGUUGUUUUUCUCUAUUAAGUUUGUUGCAACUAGGCUCCACAAGUCAGAAGGCAUUAUCUUAUAUGGUCAAUUUGUGUACGGGUUCAUUUGUGAUCAACUAUGCUUUCAUGUCCGUUACAUACAUAGGCUUUUAUAGAGCUUGCAAAGCUCAAAACAUUGAUAGAAAGAGUUUUAACUAUGUAUCGUGGGGCCAACCCUAUACGACAUAUGUUGCAUGCUUCUUUUUUUGGAUUGUUGUCGGGAUAUUAGGUUACUCCGUUUUUAUUCCUGGUAGAUGGGCAGUGGACACUUUUCUAUUCUCAUAUUUAAUGGUCUUCAUCAAUAUUGCCAUCUUUACAUUUUGGAAAGUGUUUAAGAAAACUAAAUUGGUCAAACCGGAAGAAGCAGAUUUGAAAUCUGGUUUAGAAGAAAUUGAAGAACACGAAUAUCAAUAUUAUGCUGAAUUGGAGGCGAAAGGAAAGAGCGAUGAUGGAAUCUUCAAGAAAUUGUUCUCCUGGGUUUUAUAG